AUGCCCGGCGAGCGCCCCUCGUGCUCCCCGCCCCCCCCCCCCGGCCUCCCCGCGCGGACCGCGGGGCCCAGGUUCCACGCGGGCGCGGCGGACGACGGCGGGGGCUACACGGUGGAGGUCAGCAUCAACGACUACUUGGACAUCUACUGCCCGCACUACGGGGCGCCGCUGCCGCCGGCCGAGCGCAUGGAGCACUACGUGCUGUACAUGGUCAACGGCGAGGGCCACGCGUCCUGCGACCACCGGCAGCGCGGCUUCAAGCGCUGGGAGUGCAACCGGCCCGCGGCGCCCGGGGGGCCGCUCAAGUUCUCGGAGAAGUUCCAGCUCUUCACGCCCUUCUCCCUCGGCUUCGAGUUCCGUCCGGGCCACGAGUACUACUACAUCUCUGCCACACCGCCCAAUGCUGUGGACCGACCCUGCCUGAGGCUGAAGGUUUACGUGCGGCCAACCAACGAGACCCUGUACGAGGCCCCGGAGCCCAUCUUCACCAGCAAUAACUCGUGCAGUGGCUUGGGCGCCUGCCAGCUGGUCCUCAGCACCGUCCCUGUGCUGUGGACCCUCCUGGGCUCCUAGCCCCAGCCCACCUGGAUGCCCCGCCUAGAGACCAGCUCGAGACUCCGUUUCUCCCACGACUGGUGCUGCCCUGCCAGGCAGGGGGGGGCCGUCCACCGCCCCAGGGCCAGCCCUGGGGGGCGCGGCUGAAGGCCCUGAUGCCUGAGAGGCCGGGUGUCUGUCCAGCCUCCCGGCCAAGCCAUUCCUUCCAGGGUGCCGGAGAGCCCAAGAACCUCUCGCUAGGGCUUUUCUUUUACGGCGGAAUCAGAAAGACUUGAGUUUUUAAUUUAAUUUAUUCCUUGCUGUCGCCGGUAACUUUGGGAAGGAGACAGAGUGGAUGCUGCGUGGGUCCCUGGCCCCCCCGGGGCACGGGGAUCGGGAGACCCCUGGUCUGGCUGACCCUCCGGUGCCCUGGGACAGGCCGGUCGGUCUGAGACGGAAGGGGCCGGGGAUGCGUGCCCCUGAUUCCGGCCCAGGAAUCAGAGCCCACCUCAGACCCCACCCCCCACCCCCCCCACCUCCUCCCUCCAGGGUGCCUCACCAGAGAGCCCCUUGUGGAGCCCUGGCCCCAUCAGAGCCCCCGCCCCCCCGUCUUAGAACCGCUUAGGCCCCGCCCCGUCCCCCCAGCCUCACCCGCUCGCCCCCGAGGCCCAGAAGACGUGACAUUUCUGUAAAUAGAGCCAGCAAGCAUAUACUGUGAUUUAUUUUUACUGUAUUCCUAAGGAUGGCCUGGAAAGUUUCUUUUUUUUCUUACCCCUUCAUGGGAGGGGGGGCACUUUUAUUUUGGUGGGGGGGUGGGGGGACUUUUUAGAGUAGAAGCCGCACUUCGCAAUAAGCUCGUGUGUCUGUCGGAGCCCCUGCCCCUACUCUCCGAACUAAUAACGUUUGUAAGAGAAAAGAAAACAGGACAAAAGGAAACACGGGGGCCACCACCAAGAAAAGACACCCCCCCGACACUUUAAAGAAGCAAACCGCAUUUAUACAGAUUUCAUAUUUCCUACCCGCCUUUCCUGAUCUGUGUUUUAUAUAUAUUAUAUAUAAAUAUAUAAUGAUGCGAGGCCGCCAGGAGACGGCUCCUGGAUGCCGGGUGGGGGGCUUUUGUAGGGGGCAUCGUGGGCGGGUGGUGGCGUCACGCCUGGAGCUGGCGACCGGGACCCCCCCCUCCAUUACAAUCAACUUUGGAUUCUGUAUUUUUUUAUAAUAAAAUGAGCGUAAACUUCAAGGAUGUG
Lynx canadensis (Canada lynx) is the source of this 1781-nucleotide messenger RNA. It is a transcript of the gene EFNA2, whose product is annotated as ephrin A2. Bases 1 to 573 code for a protein of 190 amino acids. Gene Ontology annotation, cellular component: plasma membrane. Gene Ontology annotation, molecular function: ephrin receptor binding. NCBI's taxonomy places the organism in Eukaryota, Metazoa, Chordata, Mammalia, Carnivora, Felidae. Gene Ontology annotation, biological process: axon guidance; ephrin receptor signaling pathway; osteoclast differentiation. The transcript has 4 exons. The record is from RefSeq and is a predicted model, not a curated record.